Messenger RNA from Bombina bombina (fire-bellied toad), 814 nucleotides. RefSeq names its product histone H3.3A. Gene Ontology annotation, cellular component: nucleosome. Gene Ontology annotation, molecular function: DNA binding; protein heterodimerization activity; structural constituent of chromatin. NCBI's taxonomy places the organism in Eukaryota, Metazoa, Chordata, Amphibia, Anura, Bombinatoridae. The record is from RefSeq and is a predicted model, not a curated record. The coding region runs from base 85 to 495 and encodes 136 amino acids. The transcript is spliced from 4 exons.
GGCGGGCAUUGAGGUACGUUAGUUACUCUUCUCGUUUGACCGUGGUUUGCGCGCUCCUUGUGGGUUUCGUGUCCUUAAAAGACAAUGGCUCGUACAAAGCAAACUGCCCGUAAAUCUACUGGUGGAAAGGCUCCAAGGAAACAACUGGCCACCAAAGCUGCCAGGAAAAGCGCCCCUUCAACAGGGGGUGUCAAGAAGCCUCACAGAUACAGGCCAGGUACUGUUGCCUUGAGAGAAAUCAGAAGAUACCAAAAGUCUACUGAGCUUUUGAUCCGCAAGCUCCCUUUUCAGCGUCUCGUGAGAGAAAUUGCCCAAGAUUUCAAAACUGACCUGAGGUUCCAGAGUGCAGCUAUUGGUGCUCUUCAGGAAGCAAGUGAGGCAUAUCUGGUUGGCCUAUUUGAAGACACCAAUCUGUGUGCAAUUCAUGCUAAAAGAGUAACCAUAAUGCCCAAGGAUAUCCAGCUAGCCAGAAGAAUCCGUGGGGAACGUGCUUAAAUUUUUUUUAAUUUUUUUUUGAUAAAUUGUUUUUGGUUCUUAGAAGAAACUUUUUUUUUUUUACAAAUUGUACAUAAAGUGUGGUGUCUUUUAUUUUAUAAAGGGUUUGAAUGUAGAGUAGUUGACAGUAAAUGAGUAGCUUAACAUUUUAUAUGACAUUCCCUCAAUCCUCAGGUUUUUCAAGAAAUUUGUAUCUGCAGCUAGUCUACUUGUGACCCUUCAUUAAAUCUAAAUCUGCAUCUGCAUGCCAUCUUUACCCCUUACCAUACUUUGCUAUUUUUCUGUGUAUCUUCAUUGUAAAUAAACUUUCCACUACCUC